CUCUGUUUCACCACCUACAUCACACGGUUCCACUUCCUCUUCCUCUUCCUCGGCCCCUUUGGAUGCGCUUUGAGUCGUCGGCGCCCGAAGCCGCCGCCCGCUUCGUGCAGCGUUCGCCUCGAUCCAAACCUCCCGGCCGCUGACGCCGCCGUCAUGGCGAGCCACCCGCCCCCGCCCCCGUCGGAGGGCCUAGGCGACGAUUUCUUGGAGCAAAUCCUCUCCAUGCCCUCGUCCUUUGGCGGUGGGGAUGACGCCUCGCUGGCAGCCGGGAUGGCCCUCCAUCGGAGCUCCGGCGAUGGGUCCUCCGUCGCCGCCCGCGGGGGCGGGGCGUUCCCCCUGGGGCUGAGCCUGGAACAGGGGUCCUCGACCGGGAAGCGGCUCUUCGAGGGGCAGAACACGAAGAUGAAUCCUGCGCCUUCGUUUCCCAAUUGGCAGUCUGGUGUUGGGGGUGAAUUUGAGUUGGGAAGCUCACUGGGUGUGGCUGUGGAGCAGGAGAGGGAUUCGAUGCAGUUGGCGGGAUUGUUCCCGCCGGGCUUUGGGCACAUCCAUCCUCAUCAAAUCCGGUCUAAUCCUCCUCCGCAGGCUUUCCAUGGACAAGUGAAACAAGGUGGAGUCACUACAGUGCCACAGCCUCCAGCCCCACGACCAAAGGUGCGAGCCAGGCGUGGCCAAGCCACAGAUCCUCAUAGCAUUGCAGAGCGGCAACGGAGAGAAAGAAUAGCAGAAAGACUAAGGGCUUUGCAGGAAUUGGUCCCCAACACUAAUAAGACUGAUAGAGCAGCCAUGCUUGAUGAGAUUCUAGACUAUGUAAAGUUUUUGAGGCUGCAAGUGAAGGUCCUAAGCAUGAGCAGAUUAGGUGGUGCAGGUGCUGUUGCCCAGCUGGUAGCUGAUAUUCCAGUGUCAGUUGAGGGGGAAACUAGCGAGGGCGGGAGCACACAGCAUAUUUGGGAGAAGUGGUCAACAGAUGGCACAGAACGGCAAGUUGCCAAACUUAUGGAAGAAGAUAUUGGAGCUGCAAUGCAAUUCCUUCAAUCCAAAUCCCUCUGCAUGAUGCCAAUUUCACUUGCCAUGGCAAUCCUUGACACACAUCACCAGUCUGAAUCCAAGACAGUCAAGCCUGAACCAAAUACCCCUUCAUAGGACCGAGCAAUCAACAAGAACUCUAUAGCGACAGCAAAUACGUGUCUCCAUUAGUAUGUAGAAACCAGCACUCUCCGACCUUCAACGGCAUGUUGGAUGUGACCUAAAAGGUCCUGUGUGUCGCGCAAGUGCCAGAUGAUGUCAUUCUCCUGUUUACUUUCCCCUACUUUUGAUGAAGGUGUUAUUAUUACAAUCCCACGGUAAAGAUUCUACUCGAUUACCUAAAUAUCUCAAUGUAUCUCUAAGUGAGAGAGGUUAGCUGCCAAAGUGCUCACUUGCUCUUAAUUGUUUGGUCGGGUACUGUAAUGCACUAAGCUUAUUACUUUUGGGUGGGGAUUGCUGUAUUGUAGUGUAGUGGGCAGCAUGCUUGAUGAGUGUGGAUUUACACACUUUUCAUAGAAAUGGAAAGCAAGUUUGACAUGAUCAUUGAUGAUAAUGAUCGCGAUGUUAUAUUUUUCUAUCA
Messenger RNA from Musa acuminata subsp. malaccensis (wild Malaysian banana), 1603 nucleotides. RefSeq names its product transcription factor UNE12. The record is from RefSeq and is a predicted model, not a curated record. Gene Ontology annotation, molecular function: protein dimerization activity; DNA-binding transcription factor activity, RNA polymerase II-specific; RNA polymerase II cis-regulatory region sequence-specific DNA binding. Gene Ontology annotation, cellular component: nucleus. Lineage: Eukaryota; Viridiplantae; Streptophyta; Magnoliopsida; Zingiberales; Musaceae. Gene Ontology annotation, biological process: regulation of transcription by RNA polymerase II.